UCUCUUUCUAGAAAUUAUUUGAUGAGCAUAUGAUAAGUUCACAUUGCUUUUUGACUAAUCAAAGUAUAUCAUAUUAGGCCCACUGCAUCUUCUUCUAUUAUCCUCUCACUAGCUCUCUGUAUAUCAUCACUGCUUGUCUGGUGGUAUUCUCUCUUACAAUUCUCUCAACUCCUUCUCCUACCAUACUUUGUUGGCGUUCUGUAGUUUGAGUUCUUCCAAAAAAUGGCUGAACAAAUCCCAUUCAAUAUUAUAGCUGACGUUUUAACCAAGUUAGGCUCCUUGGCUUUUCGACAAAUUGGAUCUGCGUUUGGUGUGGCAAAAGAGUUAACGAAGCUUACGGAGAAACUGGACGCCAUCAGGGGUGUACUGGUUGAUGCUGAGAAGAGGCAGGAGGAGAGCGAUGGAGUAAAAGCUUGGGUGAGGAGGCUCAAAGAUGUUGUGUAUGAUGCCGAUGACUUGUUGGAUGACUUUGAGACGCUUCAGCUGCAGCGUGGAGGAGUAGCAAGGCAGGUCAGUGACUUCUUCUCAUCUUCAAAUCAGCUUGUAUUUCGUUGUAAGAUGAGUCAUAGACUCAAGGAUAUUAAAGAAAGGAUAGAUGAAAUUGUAGAACAAAUGAAUCUGCUAAAUCUUGUUCAAGGGAACAUAGUUCAGAGGGAGGUGGAGAGUAGUUGGAGAGAGACUCACUCAUUUGUGUUGACCUCUGAAAUUGUGGGAAGAGAAGAAACCAAAGAGGAGAUAAUAAAGUCGUUGGUGUCAUCUGAUAAUCAAGAAAUUCUUUCCAUGGUUGCCAUUGUUGGGAUUGGGGGGUUGGGUAAGACCACCCUUGCCCAGUUGGUGUACAAUGCUGAGACAGUGGUGCAAUAUUUUGAGCCCAGAAUAUGGGUUUGUGUUUCUGAUAAUUUUGAUGUGAAGUCGUUGGUUAAAAAAAUCUUAAAAGAAGUGUGUGAGCAAGAUGUAGAAAGGUUGGAGUUGAAUGGUUUAAAAAAUCUCCUUCAUGAAAAAAUUAGUGAAAAGAGAUGCUUGCUAGUGCUGGACGAUGUUUGGAAUGAAAAUUCUGAAGAAUGGGAUCGACUGAAAAGUUUGUUGAUGGUUGUUGGAAGGGGAAGUAAAAUUUUGGUGACCACCCGACAUAGUAAAGUCGCAUCAAUAAUGGGAAUUAAUUCUCCCUUUUUGUUGCAAGGGUUGAAAGACACCCUGGCUUGGGAUUUAUUUUCAAAAAUAGCAUUCACAGAAGAACCAAAGAAAGUGCAUCCAAAGUUUGUGGAAAUGGGAAAAGAAAUUGUAAAUAUGUGUAAGGGAGUUCCGCUUGUCAUCAAAACAUUGGGAACAAUAUUGCGCCUGAAACCAGAAGAAAGUCAUUGGCUGUCCAUAAAAAAUAAUGGAAAUUUGCUAUCACUAGGAGCUGAAAAUGAUAAUGUUUUAUCAGUGUUGAGGUUAAGCUACAAUGAUUUGCCAAUCUAUUUGAAGCCAUGUUUUACUUAUUGUGCGUUAUUUCCAAAAGACUAUGAAAUUGAGAAAAACAUGUUGGUGCAAUUAUGGAUGGCACAGGGCUAUAUUCAAACUUCAGAUGUAGGAAAUCAAUAUUUCAAAGAAUUAUUGUCAAGAUCAUUAUUAGAGGUGGCUAAAAAAGAUGUUGAUGAUAAUAUAUCAAGUUGUAAAAUGCAUGAUCUUAUUCAUGAUCUUGCACAAUCUAUUGUUGGAUCUGAAGUCCUCUUUUUAAAAGAAAACGUGGAGAAAGAGAAGAUAUCAGAAAGAGUUUAUCAUGUGUCAUUCUUUAAGAUGUCCAAUAUCCAUUGGAAGGAUUUGAAACACACAAGGACCAUUUUCAUUUUGAAAUUUGAUAAAUGGACUGGAAUUGAUAAUUCAAUUUGCAGUACUACACUUAUUCCAAAUUUUAAGUGUUCCCGUGUGUUGAGCCUAAAUCAAACCGUUGCAAAAAAGAUACCAAAAUCUAUAGGUAAAUUGAGUCAUCUAAGAUAUCUCAAUCUUUCAUGGUGUGAUUUCAAGGUACUCCCAAAUGCUAUUACAAGGUUAUAUAAUUUGCAAACAUUAAAACUUACUGGUUGUAGAAAGCUAAAAGAAUUUCCCAAAGACACAAGGGAAUUGAUUAAUCUUAGGCACUUGGAGAAUGAUUGGUGUCGAAGUUUGAGUUAUAUGCCAUGUGGGAUAGGGAGGUUGACUUUGCUUGAAAGCCUACCACUGUUUGUUAUUGGAACUGGGAGUAAAGUUGGCAGAUUGAGUGAAUUGAAAAGGCUGAACAACCUUCGAGGAAAGCUACGGAUUGAAAAGCUUGGAAACGUAAGGGAUGCUAACGUAGAAUCCGAGGAAGCAAAUUUGGGGGAAAAACAAUACAUUGAGUCCUUGAGAUUAGAAUGGUCAUAUGGUGAAGAAGCUCAGUCCGGUGAGGAUGCUGAGUCAGUGAUGGUAGGCCUACGGCCACAUCGAAACCUGAAGGAGCUUUUUAUAACAGGAUAUGAAGGUAGGGUGUUUCCAAGUUGGAUGAUGAAUGGUGGGUUGAGUUGCAUACUCCCUAACCUCAUCAAAAUUAAUUUGGAAAGUUGUUCAGGAUGCCAGAUUCUACCAUCAUUUGUUGAACUCCCUCACCUCAAGUCUCUGAAUCUUUGGCUUUUAGAAAAGGUGGAGUACAUGGAGUACUGUUCAUCCGGAGGGCCAUUCUUCCCAUCACUUGAGUACCUCAGACUCAACUGCAUGCCAAAGUUAAAGGAGUUGUGGAGGAGGGACUUAUCUCCAACACACCCACCUUCAUUUCCUCGUCUUUUAGAAUUAACACUCAGAAAUUGUGAUGAGUUGGCAUCCUUGGAACUGCAUUCAUCUCCUCUUCUUUCCAAGUUAGAGAUUACAGAAUGCCAUAAGUUAGAGUACAUGGACUACUGUUCAUCCGGAGGGCCAUUCUUCCCAUCACUUGAGUACCUCAGACUCGAGCGCAUGCCAAAGUUAAAGGAGUUGUGGAGGAGGGACUUAUCUCCAACACACCCACCUUCAUUUCCUCGUCUUUUAGAAUUAACACUCAGAAAUUGUGAUGAGUUGGCAUCCUUGGAACUGCAUUCAUCUCCUCUUCUUUCCAAGUUAAACAUUACACAAUGUCCUAAGCUGACAUCCCUGCGACUGCCUCCUUCUCCUCUUCUUUCGCAAUUAUAUAUCUGGUAUUGUGGUGACUUGGCAUCCUUGGAACUGCAUUCAUCUCCUCUUCUUUCCAAGUUAGAGAUUGAAGAAUGCCAUAAGCUGACAUCCGUACUACUGCCUCAUUCUCCUCUUCUUUCUAGUUUAGACAUCAGGAAUUGCCCCCAACUGACAUCUUUACUAUUUUCUCCAUCUCCCUGCCUUGAGAAGCUGUACCUAUGUAAAGUCAAAGAGGUGGUACUACGGGAGUUGAUGUUGGCUACUGCUUCAUUGGAGUCUGUGUCUGUUGAAAGCAUAGAUGAUUUAAGGUCUCUGCCAGACGAGCUUCGUCAACAUGUUUCCACUCUCCAAACUCUCAAAAUUUGGGACUGCUCUCGUUUGGCAACAAUACCACACUGGAUAGGCAACCUCACCUCACUUACAGAGCUUGGAAUCAGAUACUGCCCUGAAUUGACAUCAUUGCCCCAAGAGAUGCGCUCCCUCACCAACCUACAUUCACUCUCAAUUGACUACUCUUGUGGUUUGGCAUCAUUACCAAACUGGAUAGGUAGCCUCACCUCACUGACUGACCUUGAAAUUGGUUCUUGCUCUCAAUUUACAUCAUUGCCAGAAGAACUACGUUCUCUUGGAAUCCUCAAGAGUCUCACACUUCGCGACUGGUCUGGUUUGACAAUGUCAGAUUGGAUAGGCAGCCUCACCUCGUUAACUGAUCUCGAAAUUGGUCCUUGCCCUGAAUUGACAUCAUUGCCAGAAGAAUUGCGCUCUCUUAGAAUCCUCAAGAGUCUCACAAUUCACGAUUGGUCUGGUUUGACAACGUUACCAAAUUGGAUAGGCAACCUCUCCUCACUUGAAAAGCUUCGAAUUAGUGAAUGCCCUAAAUUGACAUCACUGCCGGAAGAGAUGCGUUCCCUCACAAACCUCCACGUAGUCGAAUUCAUUCAUUGUCCAUAUUUAUUCGAAAGACGGGAUCAAGAACAGCCCAAGAUUGCUCAUGCCUCAUCCAGAACCUUUAGUUCAUGAAUGGACUGAUGCAGGAAUCCAUUUCAGAUUUAGUCAAUGCGGAAAAGGAUAAGCGUGG
Molecule: messenger RNA, 4219 nt
Organism: Vitis riparia (riverbank grape)
Lineage: Eukaryota; Viridiplantae; Streptophyta; Magnoliopsida; Vitales; Vitaceae
Product: putative disease resistance protein RGA4
Exons: 2
Coding region: 223-4161 (1312 amino acids)
Biological process (GO): defense response to fungus
Molecular function (GO): ADP binding
Source: RefSeq, a predicted model, not a curated record